CGUUUUUGUAUUGUUGACUGUCUGAUAAGCUACAGAACAAACAAAUUAUAUAUAUAUCCUGUAGCUACUACAAUCUGGGAACUCUGUAAUUCCCAUACUAGCUCGUUACAAGCUUCAUUAACUUUUUGUUCUCAGUUUUAUUACAAUAUAUAUAAAUAAUCAGUUGGGAGAAAAAGUUUGAAGAACAUACAACACUGCAUGUCUGCAAUACUGGAAUAUUGUACGUGUAUAUAUCAACUCUAAUAGAAUACUAAAGGUCUGGCACUAUUGAGAAGUAAGAAUGUUUGCAUUAUGGAGUGUCACAAUGUAUGUUAUAUUACUGUUUAUUGCUGUCACCAGUGUCAACUAUGCCGAGGCCUGCUCCUGUUUGCAAGCACAUCCACAAACACAGUUCUGCGACGCUGACUUUGUGAUGCAGGUGAGACUACAUGGAAAGGCAGAGGAGAUAUUCAAGAAAGAAAGGCAUACGAUGUUUGACAAGGAGACCAACACCAGUGAAACAAUAAUCAACAGAAGAAAAGUUGCUAUCAAAUAUAACGUAAAAAUCAAGCAAAUAUUCAAGAUCAAUGAAAAUAAUCUUGGUUUGGACAAGAGUAGCACUGUAACAGAGAUUUAUACUGCGCCCGAUGAUGGACUGUGUGGUGUACAUCUACAGGAAAGGACAAACUAUCUUCUAUCAGGAAAAUAUCGUAAAGAUGCCCUAGAAAUUGACCUUUGCAGCUCCAUGUUCACACCCUGGCCCUGGGUCUCUAAAAUGCAGAAGAAAGGACUUCGCUUCACUUAUGCAAAGAACUGUGACUGUGAGAUAAUUAACCCCCAUUUCUCCAGAGCUUCAAAGGAUGCCAACCAGUGUGUAUUCGACCCAUACAAGCCCAUUGGUAAAUGUCAUGAGAGAAAUUCUGCAUGUAUUCAUGACAAAAACAGCUCGACAACAGGCUGUAAAUGGAUGCGUAACAGCAAAAUGCGGAAAUGUCGUCAAGAAUUAAAGUCUGGUAGACUGGAACCAUAAACUUGUUAUUUUAACUUAAAUUUGUACAAAUCUGACAACUAAUUAACUACCUAUAAAUCAGCAAGAAAAUCUAAUGGUAUAUGUAUAAUAUAUCUUGACAUUGGAAAGAACAAGGUGCCACCGACUGGAACAAGCAUUGCAUAUCAUCAUGUGGAAGAUUUAUAGAAAAGGUGUAUCACACAGAUUAGAAUACUGUAGGUAGAAACAAAUAAAAACCCUUCAGUAUAUUGUACAAAACCUAACAGUGUGAAUGUUUGAACUACAUAUGAAACUGUCUAUUAUAUUAUAAUAUCUAUAUAUUAAAGUAUAAUAAAAAAGUACAGUAAAAACUGU
Messenger RNA from Mercenaria mercenaria, 1342 nucleotides. Its product is annotated as metalloproteinase inhibitor 2-like. NCBI's taxonomy places the organism in Eukaryota, Metazoa, Mollusca, Bivalvia, Venerida, Veneridae. Bases 281 to 1009 code for a protein of 242 amino acids. The record is from RefSeq and is a predicted model, not a curated record. Gene Ontology annotation, molecular function: protease binding; metalloendopeptidase inhibitor activity. Gene Ontology annotation, cellular component: extracellular matrix. Gene Ontology annotation, biological process: negative regulation of endopeptidase activity; negative regulation of membrane protein ectodomain proteolysis. The transcript is spliced from 6 exons.